Messenger RNA from Dalotia coriaria, 1871 nucleotides. Its product is annotated as mitochondrial enolase superfamily member 1-like. The record is from RefSeq and is a predicted model, not a curated record. Gene Ontology annotation, molecular function: L-fuconate dehydratase activity; magnesium ion binding. The transcript has 7 exons. NCBI's taxonomy places the organism in Eukaryota, Metazoa, Arthropoda, Insecta, Coleoptera, Staphylinidae. Gene Ontology annotation, biological process: amino acid catabolic process; carbohydrate catabolic process. The coding region runs from base 371 to 1726 and encodes 451 amino acids.
UUGUGUUGAAUGCUGCGUAUUUUGUUAUUUGUUUUGAUCAUAUCUAUAUCACCGAAGAUUUUUUGUAUUUUGUUUCAUGUCAGAUUGAAUUUCAAGUGUAUUUUAACAUUUUUUAGUUUAAAAGUGUUGUUUUGGUACUUGCAAACUUUCCGUGCGCAUUUAUUAAAUAGUAAGGCACGCGACGCGCACAUUGAGACGCCGUGAUAAUUGUUUAUUUCCAUCAAAACACCUGCGAAUAAAGGCGCAUUGCAGUUUUUGUUGUGGUGCACUCAAGCAGGUAUAUAACGUUUUGUCACGUGAAAGUAGAAUUCAGUCGUUUAUGAACCACCAAACGGAAACAACGUAAUAACAACUUAGUAAACAUUUUAAAAUGUCGACGAUAACAAAUGAAAAUUUGAAAAUUCAAUCGCUGGAGGUGAAAGAUGUGCGUUUUCCGACUUCUUUGGGCGAGCACGGAUCAGAUGCAAUGCACACUGAUCCCGAUUAUUCCUGCGCAUAUGUAACAAUCAAACUUUCUACUGGUUUGGAAGGACACGGUUUGAGUUUUACUCUUGGCCGAGGAACUGAAAUUGUCGUUGCGGCCGUCGAAUCUCUAAAACAUCUCGUUGUUGGUUUAACAGUUGUUGAUAUUUACAAAGAUUUCGCAUCGUUUUGGCGCAGUUUGACUAGUGAAAGUCAAAUAAGAUGGAUCGGACCGGAAAAGGGCGUCAUCCAUCUUGCUACCGCUGGAAUAAUUAAUGCUUUGUGGGAUUUAUGGGCAAAAUUACUGAAUAAACCGGUAUGGAAACUUUUAUCAGAGUUGGAACCAGAACAACUUGUGUCCACAAUUGAUUUUCGUUACAUUACCGAUGUAAUAACCAAAGAGGAAGCCAUUGAAAUGUUGAGGAAAGGUAAAACUGGCCAGGAAAAACGUUUGGAAAUACUCAAAUCAACUGGUUAUCCUGCCUACACCACACAAGUUGGUUGGUUGGGCUACAGUGACGAAAACCUAGAAUCCUUAUGCCGCAAGUACAUGAAAUUAGGUUUCACAGCAUUCAAAGUCAAAGUGGGGCGUGAUUUGAACGUUGAUAAGAAACGUUUACGGAUUGUGCGCAACACGAUUGGUUACGAUUGCAAAUUGAUGGUUGAUGCCAAUCAAGUAUGGGACGUGAAUCAAGCCGUAAAAUGGAUGGAACAACUCGCAGAGUUUCAAAUUUUAUGGAUUGAAGAGCCCACUUCACCGGACGACAUCCUCGGCCAUGCAAAAAUCGCCAAAGAAUUGAAACCACUCAAUAUUGGCGUUGCCACUGGUGAAAUGUGCGCGAAUCGCAUAAUGUUUAAGCAGUUCUUACAAGCGGGCGCAAUGCAAUUCUGUCAGAUAGAUUCCUGCAGAAUAGGCGGCAUUAAUGAAAUUUUAAGUGUUUAUUUGAUGGCGCAUAAAUUAGGUGUAAAAGUUUGCCCACACGCUGGCGGUGUAGGCCUCUGCGAAAUGGUACAACACCUCCAAAUGUGGGAUUAUUUAUCCUUGUCAGGGACAAUGGAAGGUCGCUUUAUUGAAUAUGUCGAUCAACAACACGAACACUUCCAGGAUCGUUUGGAUGUACGCAACGCGCAUUAUCAAGCGCAACAGUUUCCUGGCUACGGCACUACAUUCACGAAGGACACUCUGAUCAAGUACGAGUAUCCUUGUGGAACAGAGUGGCAAGCAAUGUUUGCCAAAGGCAUUUACUCAGAUCCGCGCAAGUAGUAGUAAUAAUAGAAUAACUCAAUAAUUAAAUAGUAAAAAUAACAAAACUAGAUAAUUAGAUAAAAGUAGUGAUACACAUAAAAGCUUUAAAUGCGGUGACAGUUUUAAAUAUCAAUUAAGUGCGUUUGAACAUGAAUUUAUCCAA